GUAUUCCAUCUUCCUUGACAGCAGCGACAUGGAGAUGAAGUUGUCCUUGAAGGCUCAAGCUUUGGGUGGGGCAGAGGCAGCGCCGGACUUUUCAUGGCGACAAGCUUUGCAGCCGAGUAAACACUGGUUGUGGGAGCGCUGUGCCAUCGGCGCGGCGCCCUUGGCACUCCGCUGUCCACCCAGCGCGCCGGGGAUUGAACCCGGGGUCGGUGGCUCAGGACGGCCGCCUUUUCCACGAGACAGCACCGGGCCAGGAGACACGGAGGGAUUGAGACACGGGGCGCGCGCUUUGCCAUUGGUGCUGCGUUGUUUGCACCCGGCACCGCCAGGGAUUGAACACGAGGCUCGCUGGGUCAGGAGAAGGGAAGAGAAGGGUGCAGAUAGAGGCAAGGACCGUGAUGCGCAGAUGCCAGCAGAGAACCGCCGCGCGCGCUUUGCCAUUGGUGCUGCGUUGUUUGCACCCGGAGAAGGGAAGAAAAAGGCAGGCAAGGACCGUGAUGCGCAGAUGCCGGCAGACAAUCGCAGACUCGAAGCAGAGGCAAGCAGGGUCAUGAUUCUCACGGCGUGCCUGGCUGGAGGAAGCAUAGGUAUAGCACCCACAAAGCUGACCGUCAGUCUGUGUGAACCCGAGGAAGAGAAGGAGGAGGAGGAGGAAUCAUCUGAAGCUCCAGAAGCCUCGCCCGAGGGCGACGACAUCGAG
Messenger RNA from Cladocopium goreaui, 700 nucleotides. The record is from the annotation of a GenBank genome assembly. NCBI's taxonomy places the organism in Eukaryota, Dinophyceae, Suessiales, Symbiodiniaceae.